CCAGAACCCCACUACAGCUUCUUUGCUCGUGUGAGCAUCGCCUAUGCUUGGAACCUCGAUGGUAGAACCACCUGCACUCACAUGCCCCUUCUCUCCUCCUCCGCAUCCUACUCCUCCGCUCACUCCCCUAACCCCCUCCACAUCUCCCUCACUGAGUUUCCCCACCGCGAUCACCUUUUAGAAUCACUCACACCCGUGCUGAGAGUCAUGGCGAGCACACUGAGGGAGCUGGUGGAGGCACACUUAGCUAAGCACCAGGACUCGGUGCAGGAAGAUGCCAUGUCGCUGUACUAUGUGCCCUUCUGCCGGGUGUGGCAACGAGAGGGAGGGAAGCAACCAGAGAAGAUUGUGAGGAUCUGCGAGCCGUGGAUGAUGACGGGGCUGGAGGAGGUGGAGCACGUGAUCCAGCACCACCUCAACCACAAGCAGCUCCUCGUGGAGGCCUCUGAUUGGCUCCUGCUCUCCUGCGACCCGCGCUUCGACCUGCACCUGGGGAGGAGGGAUCAAGCGGAGAGGGACGAGAGGAGCACAUGGCAAGGGGAGGGGGAGGAGAGGGCGAGAGAGAGGGGGGCGGGUUUCAUUUCUUACGACCAUCGUGACGUCGCACCCUCCGUGGAUAACACCUCAGACCCCUCUACUGCCACCAAUGCCACUUCCAAGCCACGAGUCAGGCGCCAAAUGAGCAUGCUGGCAGGGAGGGACCUCCGGGAGGGUGAGGUGCUGCUGACCAUUCCCCAGUCACUGUGGGUCACAGCCGAGGUGGCUGCGGAGGAGAUGCCGCCCCACACAGGCCCUGUGGACAUCCACCUGGCCAUGGCAGCAUGGCUGUUGCGGGAGAAAGCGAGAGGCAGGCAGUCCGAGUGGUGGCCGUACAUUGACAUGCUGCCGCCCUACGUGCCGCUGCCAUACCGCUUCCGCAACGAGUCCCUAGAUGAGGCACAAUCGGCCUUUGUGAAGCAGCUGAUCUUUGACCAGCGGGCGAUGGCCCGGCUAGAGUACGACCAAGCCCGCCCGCCCGCCCUGGCGUUCGCCUCGUUCGACGACUACCUCUGGGCGCACUCCAUCCUGGACUCGCGGGCCUUUGGUGUCCCGGGGAAGGAGAUCAAAGGCAUGGACAUCUCGGUCGCCACAGGGGUCAGCAAGGGUGGGAGAAGCAAGGGGAGCAGGAAGGGGGACGAGGACGGCGAGGAGGCUGAGAAGGGGAGGAGGAGGAGGGACAGUGAGAGUCGCCUGCGGACGAUGGCGAGUGCACCGGACGAGCUGGUUGAAGCGAUUAAUGAGGCGGUGGGGGUGCUGAAGGAGUCAAACCGUCGGGUCGUGCGCGGCAUGCCCAUGGCUCUCAUCACUGCGGCUGAAUUGUUGGACCACCAAGUGAAUUCGUCCAUCCAGUACAACAUCACCGAAGUGUUCCAAUACACACCGAUUUUCAAUAUCUCAGCAGGCUCAGAGCUGUCGACCUCGUACGGCCCCAAGACCAACGACCAGCUGCUCUGCACCUACGGCUUCGUGCUGGACCCCAACCCCUUCGACGGCGUGCCCCUGUUCGAGAAUCUCACAGAGGCCAUAGGCGUGGUGGCAGCCUUGCUGGCCAAUGGGGGCAGGGCGAGGGGAGGAGGAGGAGCGAGUGAGAUAGGGAAGGGAGGGGGGGAGAGUGGAGGAAGUGAGAGUGGAAGGAAGGUGGGUGGAGGAGAGGGGGAAGUAAAGGGGAAGGGGGAGAGGGAGGGAGAGAGGGAGGUUUAUCCGGGGGAGGUGGAGCUGGUGAGGGCUCUGGAGGGGAUCUGGCUGACUGAGGAAAGACCUGCAGCAGCGGCUGCUGAAGGUGGCGGUAGCAGUAGUGGUGGUGAUGGCAGCAGUGGCAGCAUCAGCACCAGCAGCAGCGACAGUGGCAAGGAGCAUGCCAAGAGCGCAGCAGCUGCAGGGACAGCAGGCACUCCCCUCAGCAGCAUAACUGAACCCUCCCUGGGAGAAAGGUCACCCGGAGCACUCUCUAGCGCUUCAGAGACCCCUCAGAUGGGAUUUUCCAGCCAAUAUUCGCCCGCAGGGAAGUCGGGCAAGGCUCUGUACAGGGAUCUGCUGAGGGUGGCGGGGAGGGCGGUGGAGGCGGUGGUGGAGGAGGCGGAGGAUGGGAAUUACACGGAUGCGCUCAAGAUGCCGCAGUUCAAUGUGAAGCAGCGCGUGGAUGACGCCGCGUGGAGGCGCUUGGGGAGGAGAAAAGGAGGGCGUGAGAGCCGUGGGGAGGAGUCAGAGGAGGUUGAGGGGAAGAGGGGUAAGGAGAGGGAGUUGGGCGUGCAGCAAGAGGUGUCGGUGUGGGCGUAUGGAGUGGUGGAGCCCACUCUGCUGGCGUCGCUGGCGGCCACGUGGCACCUUGUGCACUACGAGCAAGAGCCCCACUACGCUGACCUGGCGCUGGGCUCUGUGCUCUACAGCUGGGACCUAUCCGGAAACAGAACCUGCCUGCACGUCCUGCCAAACUACUCCACCCUCAUGCCGGCCGUGGUCGCCGCGGCCGACACCAUUCGUCUGCUAGCGGAGUACCGACUGGCUCGGUACCCCACCUCCGUGGAAGAGGACGACGCCGUGCUUCUGAAGCUGCAGUCCUGCCAAGCCUGGGGAAGAGGCUCGGUGGUAGGUUCGGCAAAAUCAGGGGAGGAUAAGCAGGGGAGGGAGGAGGCGGAGGAGAAGCAGGGGGAGAAGCAGGGGGAGAAGCAGGGGGAGAAGCAGGGGGAGAAACAGGGGGAGAAGCAGAGGGAGAAACAGGAGGGGAAGGAGGGCAGAGAGGAGGAAGAGCACGAGGCGUUUUCUGCGUGGUGCAGAUCGAUCUUACCUGCGGUGGAGGAGAGGAUGGUGAUGGUGCGGUACCGCAUGCACAAGAAGAAGGUGCUGCGCAGCGUGGUCUCCCGCCUCACACGCACCUGCAUCGAGCCCUCUCUGGUCGCUGCUCGAGCUCCCCCGGGUGCGGCUUUCCACAGCCCAGCUAAUUCGGUGGGUUUGAGUUCUUCCGAUGCUGCAAUUCAGGAGGCUUCUCCUACGCCUGUAUCGAACAAUGAACAAAUUGAGGUUCCUGCAGAUGAGAGCUCAUAAGUGCAUCUGGAAGCAGGGUACAUGCUGGAGGGCUUCAGCGAGCGUGUGUCCUUUGUGUGGGUGGGUGUCAUGUCAUAUCUAACGAACAGUGAAAUUGAUGAAUAGAGAGAGAGAGUACACAAACAUAUACCUAAAUGUUGUACUCUCUAGAAGAUAACCCUAUACAGUCUAU
Molecule: messenger RNA, 3253 nt
Organism: Closterium sp. NIES-67
Lineage: Eukaryota; Viridiplantae; Streptophyta; Zygnematophyceae; Desmidiales; Closteriaceae
Source: the annotation of a GenBank genome assembly